Messenger RNA from Cercocebus atys (sooty mangabey), 1612 nucleotides. RefSeq lists its product as uncharacterized. The record is from RefSeq and is a predicted model, not a curated record. NCBI's taxonomy places the organism in Eukaryota, Metazoa, Chordata, Mammalia, Primates, Cercopithecidae.
CUUUCCGCUUCAUUUCGAGUUCAUAAAUUUAAAAAGAAAGAGAGAAAGAAAGAAAAAAAAAAAGGUAAGGUUCCGGGAGCACAGUGGGUCCAGGGUUCCACGGAGAACUGCGCAAAGCAAGUUGCCAAGAAAGCCCGCCGGCCAAGUUCGGGACCUGUCCACGCUCGCGCGCUCCGCUCAGCAGGCAGAUUCCAAAGGCUUGGGGCACUCUGGGGUGCGCGCCGAUCUUUUCGCAAAAGGCGAGUGUGUGGGGUUCCUCCUUCCCACCUUUCCAUCUGGGGGUCUCGAGGAAAGUUGCACCCAGUGCCUUGGGCGCCCAUGAAGACCAGUCCAUCUCAGCUCAAGCUCCCAGCAGCAGCAACUUCGGACUCAGACCUCUCUCUCUAGAACAUGAGUGCUCAUGUGUGCGUGCGUGUGUCUCUGUGUGUGUGUGUGUCCGCGUGCACUUGACAUUUGGGGGUGCAUAUGCUCUCAAGAACGACUCUCCCGGCUGCCCAGAACUUAGAGAGUUUCCCUUUAAGCCGGAGAUGCUGCUCGGACACCCCCCCGCGUCCAACAGGAGGCGAUGACGUCUGUAGCCUCGUUGCCAGAACAGUCCCCAGGCUGCCGCUGCCGUUCAUUGACAGGAGCGGGCGCUCGGACGUCAGCAGCCGGACCUUUGGCAAGGCUGCUCCCGCGGAGACGGUUCCCACCCCCGCACCUGCCAGCCCGCCCCCCGGGGGGAUGGUCACGAAAUCAAAGCCUCCAGAGGAGGGGGGGGCCGGGGAGGUGCUGGGACUGGGGGAGGGGGGUGACUCGAAUCUGCCCUCUUUGUCCUGGAGCACCGGAGUAUAUAAAUAGUGCAGUCUCCAGCCAGACUCUCUCCCACUAUUGCACGCCCCCGCAGUACCCCCCAUCCGACCCCCGCCCCUUGUCACUACGCGUCGGGUUCGCUCUGCCAGGAGGGAGGCUGGGGUGCGGGGAAGCAGGGAGCGCAAACAGACAUUGGUUCUCUUUCCUCUUCCCAUUCAUAGAUUUCGGUUGGAGUCCUAGGGCCGCCGCGCCUGGAGUCGCAAUGAAUGGAUGGAUGCCCGCGCGCUGGGACCACCAGGUACAACCAAUAAGCAGCCUUUGGGUAGCCGAGAAGACAAGACAAGUAUCCUGCUCCUCAACUCAGUUCCCUAACUCUCAGUCUAAGGGCCUAGGAUCCCUUUCUGUCAUUGUUGAGUUAGAGAAAGCACACUUCCUGAGCAUUGCCCAUGUGCUGGGCACGGAGUACAGGCUGCAAGCAAACAGCACAGCCAGUGUCCGCCAGAAGUACAUCUUGUCAGUCAUUCUGUUCGGAGACCGUGAGAAAACCAUUGGUCUGGAACCCCAGAUGUUCUGUGCAGUCCUUGGCUUGUUUUGCCUGGAUACCAGAAGCAGCAUUUGUGCGUGGGCCCAGCAGCGGUAUCUGUCCCCGCACCGUCUUCAGGGCUGGCCCCGGGCCCAGGUCCUCCUACUGCCGGGGAGUAGUGGCCGCAGCUCCAGGCUGAGGUCCGGCUCUGUCCACGGGGAACCACGCCCCGUGAACAAUGGAUACUUGCUGGACAAGGGGCUGCGGGCCCUAUCUGCAGGCAGCUUGGGCCUGUAG